GCGGAAACGGCAAGUAACGAUCACCGCAGCAAGCCCGCGCCGACCGCCCGCCCGCCCAUGCGCCAUGGCGACGACGAUGGAAGCGACGACUACCUUGCUCGACAUGAUGGACAGCAUGGUCGCGACGCUCCAGAGCAAGCAGCUCGACCUUGAAGCGCUCGGGUGCUUGGAGCAAGGGCUCUUCCUCAAGCGACGCAUGCUAGGCCCCGAGCAUGACGACGUGUGCAAGAUGUUCCAAGACGUCGUGCUCCUGUACAAUCAGCACGCGAUGGAGCAGCUCGCAUCCGGCGCCCACGAGCUCUGCCUCGACCUCCUCCUCAAGGCCGACGCACUCACCAAGCCCGGCAAGUUUGCGUCGCCCGAGUCGCUGCGUAUCUUGACGUACAACAACCUUGGGUGCUACUACCGGCGCCUCCACAAGCUCAAGACCGCGCUUAAGUACCUCUCGGAAGCCGCGUCUCUCGGUGCAUCGACGCCCAGCGUUCGCAAUCUCUCGGUGACGCACUUGAACCUGUGUGCGAUCCAGUCCCAGCUCGGCCGUCAUGACGUGGCCCUCGAGCAUGCGCAGUCGGCCAUUUUUCAUGCACAAGAAGAGCUCGUCACAAGCGAUAUGGGCGGCGACGUCCUCGACGCGCAGUCCCGCGAAGAGAAGAUCGUCGCGUUGGCCAUUGCAUAUCAUAACUUGGCGGUCGAGAUGGAGUUUAACGCACGGGGCGACGCCAGUCUCCAGUGGUACAAGAAAGCUCUGCAAAUGGUCUUCAAGUACAAGGAGAAUAACGGGAAUCUCUGGAAGACGUUUAAGACCUCGUACGAUGCUGCCAAGAAGAAACACGCUACCGCACCAUUGCCUGUCGAGACUGCCCCACCGCGGUCGCAUCGCCGUCACGUCGCACCGGCGGCCGACACGGCGCAUUCCUACAAGCCAACACAGCCGUCCAAAGCAACGCGACCGACAACGGCGUCGAGGAAGCGACCUCCGCCGGAUACGGCAGGUCGACGCUGGCACGACCGCGCGCCGUCGCCGCCCAAGCAACCGACGUUUGCGGCUUUUUUGAAAGCCAAAGGCCCGGCGGCAGAAGCGGCUGCGUCGGCGUUUAAAGUCGCGCCCCCGGACCGACAAUCGCCGCCACCUCCGUACAGUCGACGACCCACCAGUGCCCAUAUCGCUGCACCGCCGCACAAGCAGUCGACGCGCUCUGUUCCGAUGCCUUCAUUACGCAGCAAGGUGCACUUGGAUGCCCCAUCGGCCGCGUCGUCCGAAGCCCAACUUCGGCCAUCGGCGUCACAGCAAACGACGAUCACAACGAACCUUUUCGACUCGGACUCGGACGAGGAGAUUGUCGAAGUGUUUCAAGCACCGUCGCCAGCUGUGCGUAUGGAGCGCGUCGACGUCCGGCGACCGCAGGCGCGGGCUACGCUUGCCCACCAAAUCGAGCUUUCCAGCACCACGGGCCUGCCACCACGCGUGUCGCACAUCGAAUACCUCAAGCGGCUCCGGCAAUCAGUCGAGACGGACAGUACCAAUACGGAUACUCGGCCCCACGAGAUCACCAAGCAACAUCGCCAACAGCUCGAGAUGCAACGAAUACACGACGUCGCGGCGCGUAAGCUCCAAGCCCACUACCGCGGACACCGUGUGCGACGACGCCUGCCGCGAGCCCGGGCUGCUUGGGGAGCACCGUCGCCGACGCGGGCCGAGCGCUACCGGCUACACUGCGUCAUCGUGAUCCAGUCCAUUGUGCGCAUGUAUCUCGUGCGGAGGUGGUUUGUUGCUUACCGGCGCCAGAUGCGCGAGGCGCAAAUGCGCGAGGCGCAGCAGCUGGAGGCGACGCGACGCGAACUUGCGAUUCGCGCCCAAGAGCGCCGAUUACUCGACGAAGCCAAGCGAGAGCUUGCGGUGCGCGAAGCUGAAACGCGCGAUCUUCUUGCCUAUCAAGAAGCUGCGCGGGCCAAAGCCGAAGCCGCGUUGCGCGAUGCCGAGGCCAAGCAAGCUGCGGCCCAAGCCGAAGCCGCGGCCUUCAAGCAGCGACUGGCCCAAAUGGAAGCGCAGACGAAGCAGCUCCUUGCACUCAACGAUGUGGAGAAAGCCCGAGCGCUACGAGCGCUUCAGGAAGCGGAGAAGGUCAAAGCACUCUUGGCUCAGCGCGAAGCCAAGGCCAAGGCGCUCAUUGCAGAGGAAGAGAUGGCCAAGGCGGAUGCGGCGCAGGCGAGCGCUAGCGCGGCGCAGGUCGCGUUGGAAGCUCAGUAUGCAGAAACCCAACGCUGGAUUGACGCCGAGAAGGCCAGUGCCGUUGCUGUCGAGGUGCCCGCGCGUACACCCGAGAUUCCUUCGCUGCCUCUACCAACCGCACCGGCCGAUUCCUCGGAGCUGCCGCGAGAGCCAAGUAUUGCCAAAGUCGCAUCCGCUCGACGAGAACAUGCACUCGAGUUUGCACAGCAACUCGAGGUCCGCAUCUCCAGAGACGACCUCUUGGCCGCCCAGCAACGCGAAGCCAAACACUUGGCCGCCAGUGUCAUUCAAGGAGUCGUGAAAGGCCGUUCCGUGCGUCGCAACCGGGUCUUGCCGCGGGCCAAGCAGCUCGCGGCCCAGCAACGCGAAGCUCGGCACGUCGCAGCCAGUGUGCUUCAAGCGCUUUGCAAAGGCUUUGCCGUGCGCCAGCGCGCGCUGCAAGUGUACGCCCGACACCUCAGCACGCACGUCAUUUCGCGCUACCACAUACAGCGCGAGCUGACGUCGGCGAUGCAAGUAGAGGACCGCGCAUGCGCGGCCGCAACGCUGCAGCGCGUUUUCCGAGGCUCUUGGUGCCGACGUCACGUUGCAACCUUGCGCUUCAUGCGGUCGAGCGCAGCGGUUACCAUACAAGCCAUUGUGCGCGGCCAUCAAUGUCGUCUCCUCUGUAUUGCACUGCGUGCUGGCUAUGACGGAGCGAGCCGCAAGAUCCAGCGUGUAGUCCGGCGACACCAGUCGCGGCGACGGCGCACUAGUACCCGUCACAUUCACAGCAUGGCAGCACACGUCGUGCAGCACGCCUGGCGACGAUAUUUGGCCAAGACGGAGGCGACGUACGAAGUGGCGCGACGCAUCGAAGGCGGCGAGCGAGAAAUGGCAUGGCGAUUGGCACAGGCCAUCUCGGACGCCCUCUCGCAGUCGCGCCAGCAGCAGCUUUCGUUGGCCACCGCGGACGCAGUAGAGAUGGCAAAGCGCCUCGCCGAAGCAUCAACAUUCGCCCUGGGUGCUGCCGUGCGGGCACACACCGAGACGGUGCUGACAGACGAGAAUGCAAUGGCGGUGGAUCUAUCCCGUGCGGUCAUCGACUGGCUGCACCGACGGCGACGUGAUGACGCCGAACGCUCGACGCAGCUGGACGAAGCCAUGGCGAGUCGCCUAGCUCAUGCGUUUCUCGAGAAGACCCAUGAUCGUGUCGAUGACGAGUGGCAGUUGACGACGCGCAUGUCGGAGCGACUCACUGGCGCCUGCCUCGACUACAUAUAUGCCCACGUCAUGACGCCGCGUACGGCGCUGCUCUCGGACGAAGCCGACAUGGCAUCCCGCCUCGCUCUCGCCAGCGCAACUUGUAUCAAGAACCGGAUCGCGCAGUCCCGGGACGCGGCCAACUCUGGGAUCCAAGCGAUCGCUGCAACGUCGAUUCAAGCCCUCGUACGCGGCUGCCUUGUUCGCCAGCAGAUUGUGCUACCAAAGCUGCGCAACGACGACGUCAAUGAUCUCGUGCAGGCGGUGGUGAUCGACCGCGCAGCGACAACAAUCCAAGCACUAAGUCGCGGCGUCGCAGUGCGAAAGCGGCUACUCGCAAACGCUCGCCACGCGGUGCUUGAAACGUAUCGCCGAGUGGACGUGGCGAUACAACAACUUGCAGCAUCGGUGAUUCAAGCAGUCGGACGAGGGUACUUGGUGCGAAAAUUGUUGCCGACUUGGAAGAGCGCGCCAGUCGCCUCCGGCACCAGCGACUGCCCACAAGCAGGCUUGGUGGCUGCCACAAACGAAGCCGCCCCCCUUCGUACCACUGCCGCCACGUCGUACGAGGCCCUCUAUGCAGUCCAAGAUGAUUUGGUGGCCGACGCCACAGCGGCGCCAAGCAGCGUCUCUGGCGAAAGCAACGUUGCGAAUGACGAAGAAGAAGCCGCGUCUGCUGCCCCAACAGCAACGGCUGCGUCGUUGGAUACACGAAUAGCGACAACCGAUCGUCAUCCACAUAGCACGGUGCACGCCGCAGCUGUCCGUGGAAUCUGCGCUGCGCUUCAGAGCUUUCACGACGCUUCCAAGGACCAGUCUCUCCAAGUCGUCCUCAAGUGCCUUGCUAACACCUGCCCAAACGCCGUCGAUCAAUGCGUUGCUAACGCACACGCCGCAUGGUCGGCCUCGACGGAUGCACACAGUCUACACGCUGCGCUGCGAGACCGGAUGGCCGCGUUCUUGGGAGGCCACGGUCAAGAUGGCGCUGAGGCCGUCGUGCAGAUACUCGCAGCGGCUGCGGUCAACGCGGUGCGACAGCAUCCCUCGCAAGAUACCGCCGUCUUGUGCAGUGCCGCUGAGACUGUCGUGCGCGCGUCCAUCGAGACAGCGCUAAGCAUGUACGCCGCCGCAUUUUCGGUGCGUUCGAUAGCUGCAACAUCCAUCCAAGCCGUGAUCCGGGGCUACGUGGUGCGACGCCAGAUGCACCAACAACUCAGCGUCGAAGGCUUCGUGACGCGGCAUAUCGCGCGCGAAGCCGCCGCCAUUGAAGCGCUAGCGCUCGUAGUCUCGCCUGCCGACAUUAGUGCACACCACAUUGCAGCCGCUGUGCUACAGACCGCGUACCGAGAGUACGCCCUGCGUCGAGCGGCCGCGCACACAUCGUCCGCCACAUCGUUAACACGCAGUGCUACGCUCCACGCCCCGGGUCCUACAACGCCCGAGAACGACGUUUGCAAAGUCGAUAACCCUAUCCCCAAUACGCCCAUCAACGACGCCACACGGUGGACAGCACACAAGGAAGAGACAGAAGCGCGAUUGCCCAGUGCAGAAUUAGCGACCGCGACGGCGUCCGACGAGCCGAGCGCCUCAACCUCCUCUGUCGACGAGCCGACGCCUCCCGACCUAUUUGAUGUCGAGUUUACUCCCCGCGACGAGUCGCCGGGCAGCGACGACGAGGACGUGUUGCCACGUAAAACGACGGCGCCAAGCAGGGAACAGGUCGCCGCACUUUCUCACGAGCUCCGAGGUAUCGAGUCGGACACGGCGUCGUCGCAUCUCUCGCAGCAGUACAGCCAAAGUUCGUUCACAUCCGAUAUUCCUACAGCCAAGGUAUCCAACAAUCCCAGCGCCGCGUCGUUGGCGUCCCAGAAACACACGUCGUCGUACAGCAGCCACGCCUCGUUCGAGUCGUCCGAGGUGCCAUACUCGUCGAGCCAAGCUUCGUUCGUGUCCGACACACCCGAGGAGGACAUGAUCGGGUCCCUUGCGCCCCCCCAGGUUCAUCGGGUACGCGAAAGCAAUGGAAUCUGAGCACGCCUUUGUAGGUGCUAUUGGCGCGCUUGCCGCCGCUCCUGCGCACCGCGUACGACAAGACGAUCGCUGCCGCGGUGCCACGCAUGCGCGUCGACCCGUACGAAGUCCUCGGGCGCAACUUGCCGUUUGACGACUAUGUCCAGUCGCUCAGCACCGCGUACGACGACAUCGGCGUUUUGGCCGCCGCCGACGCCCUCCGCGCGCUGACGCAUGUGGACGCAGCGCUCAAGACGCAGGCCAAUUUUGAAUCGCUUGUCGCGGCCUUGAGUCGCAAAGCCACCGACGACAUGGACGUCUGGACAGAGGACGUGGAGGCCGCUUGCAUGUGGCUGCUCCACGAGUACGUCGCUUAACAGUUCCGAAUGUGACCCUCGACCCUCCACCCUCUGCUGUUUCAACGCAGUUUGUGGUCGAGUCUAUAACAUGUACUAACAGAGUUAUGCGACCUCUA
Molecule: messenger RNA, 5957 nt
Organism: Saprolegnia diclina VS20
Lineage: Eukaryota; Oomycota; Saprolegniomycetes; Saprolegniales; Saprolegniaceae
Exons: 12
Coding region: 65-5503 (1812 amino acids)
Molecular function (GO): protein binding
Source: RefSeq, a predicted model, not a curated record